Punica granatum (pomegranate) is the source of this 2351-nucleotide messenger RNA. The record is from RefSeq and is a predicted model, not a curated record. Lineage: Eukaryota; Viridiplantae; Streptophyta; Magnoliopsida; Myrtales; Lythraceae.
AUCCCGAUCCAUAGUUGACCGAGACUUUGACAAUAAGAAUCCCUUCCAACUUCACUUUCUCGAAUUUCUUCUUCCAUCACCUGACAAGUCAACAGAUUCAAUCAAAACCCUACAAACACAAUCCUAAUCCAUCUAUAAAUCCACUGAAUUUUCCAUGAAACCAAAACAUGAGCAAUUCUCAAGGCUAGACAAAGAUGAAGGAAACCCUUCUUUCCCUCCUCUGUCUCCUGGCCUUCAUCGUCCUUGACCUCCCCGACCCAGCACGGGCCCAACCCAACACGACCGGCAACACUUGCGACGUGAACCAGACUGCUUACCCAUGCCAGACAUACGCCUUCUACCGGGCAGCGGCCCCGGACCGGCUGGACCUGGCCUCGAUCGGGGACCUCUUCGAGGUGAGCCGGCUCAUGAUAGCCGAGCCGAGCAACAUCUCCUUCCCGAACGCCUCUCUGGUCCCGAACCAGCCCCUCUUCGUUCCACUCACGUGCUCCUGCAAUCCGCCCCCAGCCAACAACACUUACAACAUCACUAGCAUCUCCUACGCCAACAUCUCCUACACCAUCGAGUCGGGCGACACGUUCUACGACGUCUCGACCAGGCGCUUCGAGAACCUCACGACGUUCCAGUCGGUCGAGGCUGUGAACCCGACCCUCGUCCCGACCAACCUCACCAUCGGCGUCGACGCGAUCUUCCCAAUCUUCUGCAAGUGCCCGGACGCGAACACGUCCAGUAUCCGGCCCAACUACCUCGUCUCGUACGUGCUCCAGCCCUCAGACAACAUAUCCACCGUGGCGUCCCUAUUCAACGUCUCCUCGCAGUCGAUAACGGACCUCAACGGGAACAACCCCCAGCCAUUCGACACCAUCUUCGUGCCCGUCUCCCAGCUCCCGAACGUCACCCAGCCCACAACGUUUCCCGCCCCGCCCAGCCAGAAAACAGAGAGGAAAGGGGUCAUAAUCGGACUCUCGAUCGGGGUGGGGGUCCUUGGGAUCCUGCUGAUUCUGUUGAUCGGGCUGUGGUUCUGCUGCGGAUAUCGGGUUUCCGAGAAGAAGGAUUACGAGGGAGACAAGGAGGAGAUCAGGAAGGAUAAGUGGCAGCAGGGGAAGGGAGAGGCGGAGGUGAGUUUAAUGGCGGAUGUGUCGGACUGCUUGGACAAGUACAGAGUGUUCAAGAUGGAGGAGCUGAGGGAGGCCACCGAAGGGUUCAGCCCGCGGUACUUGAUUCAGGGCUCGGUCUACCGAGGCGUCGUCGAUGGCGAGGUCUUCGCGAUCAAGAAGAUGACCUGGAACGCCAGCGAGGAGCUCAAAAUCUUGCAGAAGGUGAAUCAUGGCAAUCUGGUGAGGUUAGAGGGAUUUUGCAUCGACCCGGAAGACGCAAAUUGCUAUCUCAUUUACGAGUUCGUGGAGAAUGGAUCUCUCCACUCAUGGCUUCACGAGAACAAGGGCGAGAAACUCAACUGGAAGAUGCGUCUCCGCAUUGGUAUCGACGUGGCCAACGGGCUCCAGUACAUUCAUGAGCACACGAGGCCACAGGUCGUGCACAAGGACAUAAAGAGCAGCAACAUCCUCCUGGACUCCAGUAUGAGGGCCAAGAUCGCCAAUUUCGGGCUUGCCAAAUCGGGCUGCAAUGCAAUCACAAUGCACAUUGUGGGCACCCAAGGAUACAUCGCCCCGGAAUAUCUCUCGGAUGGGGUCGUGUCCACCAGAAUGGAUGUGUUCUCCUUCGGGGUGGUCCUGCUGGAGCUCAUAUCAGGGAAGGAGGCGAUCGACGAGGAUGGCAGAGUGAUGUGGGCGAGUGCAGUAGAGAAGUUUGAAGGAGUGAGAGAGGACCAGAAGCUGAGGAAGGUGAGGGAUUGGGUGGACAAGACUUUGGUUGCAGAUACGAUCUCGGCGGAGAGCGUGGUGAGCGUGUUGAACGUCGCCAUUGGCUGCUUGAACAAGGAUCCUUCCAAGAGGCCGAGCAUGGUGGAUAUCGUGUAUGCCCUGUCCAAGAGCGAUGAUGUUUUCUGCGAUACCUCCGAGGACGGAUUGUCCCCUCAGCCCUUGUCAGCAAGGUAGAUGGCGAACUACCAUUUCCAGAUUUCUUUGAGGCUAGAUAGCUCUUCGUGUGCACUAUCUGUACAUGUCGAAUAAGGUCCUUUAUAGGCAUCAGGACAUUCCCAAAGUUUUAAAGAAAGUAUAACGCUAUCGAAAAAUACGUUCAAGAAUCUACUAUGAGGGAAACCCAUACGAUUGUACGAGUAGAAGAGUUUUGAGUGAAUAAAUUUCCUGUUAAUUUUCCGUUCUCGAUUUUGUACAGUGCUUCUUCACGUAAGAUUUUGUGCUUAUAACUUGAAUGCAACUCUUAUUUAA